Messenger RNA from Recurvomyces mirabilis, 762 nucleotides. RefSeq lists its product as uncharacterized. The record is from RefSeq and is a predicted model, not a curated record. The transcript is spliced from 2 exons. NCBI's taxonomy places the organism in Eukaryota, Fungi, Ascomycota, Dothideomycetes, Mycosphaerellales, Teratosphaeriaceae. The coding region runs from base 1 to 762 and encodes 253 amino acids.
AUGCCAAAGCCCGGCACACAUGAAGACAGCAUCCUCCUUGCCGACCUGAACCACCGCCUCGACGACGAAUUCAAGGUCAAAGUCUGGCGAGGGAAAUGUUUGGGCGUAGGGAGACAGCUGAAAGGAGCUGAAGGGGGCUGGGUCGAGAUUGUGCCGCGGCCGGCGGAGGACGACACGAUGCGAGGAGAUAGCAUGAUUAACAAUCUCCAAGGCGCAAAAGCUUUCGGCGCGGAGAGACUGUUCUGGGAUAGAGAUCAACACAGCCUAGUAGCGAUCAUCUGGUUCGGGGGUGCAAUCUCAGGCUGGCCAGGCGUGACACACGGCGGAGCAAUAGCAACAGCACUCUCAGAUAAAGCUGCUCUAGCAGCGACAUUGGCCGAAGGGCUAGGCACUAGUAUCUCUGCUGCAGCAACACCUCAACGGAUGCCAGGCACAGGCUCCCAUGCUAAGAUCUUCGUCCCGGAGACUCUGCACGACGAUCCGACCCAGAUGAGUUUGAGUUAUCUGAAGCCUACUUACGCCAACAACUUCUACGUUGUUCGUAUCGGACCAUCGCUUGAUCUCGAGCAGGAUCCGGUACAUAUCGUGCCCUCUCAUCCUGCUGGAGUUGAGGACUAUGAGGCCACGCUUGAGGCCAUGGAUGGGAAAGUUAGCAAGCUACAACAGGUUGAGGAUAAAAUCUUGGAUGCGGCGAAGUUGGGCUAUGGAGAGUUCAAGCAGUGGAUGUGGCCUUCGCGGCAAUCGAACUCGCAGGCUGGCUGA